AUGGCAGUGAAUAAGACCUGUGAUACUUUACAGAUUUAUGUAGGGAGCAUUCUUGGCCACUGCUACGAAGUUGUAGACUUGCUUGCCGAGGGCAGUUUUGGACCGGUGGCCAAAUGCUGCAACACAGAAACGGGCGAGAUGGUGGCCAUCAGAGUCAGUAAGAAGCAUUCAGAAGUCAUGCACCAGGCAAGGGAGGAAAUCGCCAUCCUGAAACGACUCCAAUGUCUGGAUCCAGACCAAUGCCAUAUUGUGCGCUGGAAUGACUUCUUCUUUGACAAGCACCUCAUCUGCUUGAACUUUGAACUCCUUGACCAGAACUUGAGGAUCUUCCAACAAGAGCGGAAGCUCGAGACUCUUUCCAUCGGGGAAAUCAGUCCAGUUUUGUACCAGAUGGCCACAGCGCUGCUACAUUUGAGCAACGUUGGAAUUGUACAUACCGAUAUCAGAACGGAAAACAUCAUGGUGGUUGACUGCAAUCAGCAGCCUUUGACGUUUAAGUUGAUUGACUUUGGUUUGGCUAAACUGGUAUCUUCUCUAAAACCCGGUGACUACGGACAGACCACGUGUUACAGGGCACCAGAGGUGAUGCUGGGGCUCCCCUACAAUGAGGGCAUUGAUAUGUGGUCUCUGGGUAUUGUAGCGGUCAAGCUCGCCACAGGUCACCAUCUUUACCCUGGGGAGACAGACUAUGAGGCUUUGUCUUAUAUCAUAGAAACACAGGGCAAGCCAUCUGAUUCCAUGCUGGAGCGUGGCGUACGAUCACAGUAUUACUUCAAAAGACGGAAUAGGUCAUCGGGUUGGAAAUUUAAGACUCCUAAGGAGAUGGGGUCUCCACCCGCAGAAAGCAGAGCCUUAAACCUCAAAUCUCUUGAGGAGAUGGAGGUGGUUCAGAAAUGUGACAACGAGGGUUUGUUUGUAAAUCUGGUAACAAUGAUGCUGCAACUGGAUCAUGAGCUACGGGUUAAACCUGCAGACUUUCUUCUACAUCCUUUUUUUAAUCCCAGCCUCACACUGCGUAGUGAUGACAAAGAGAACCCAUCAGACCCGACUAACUCUUCUGGAAGUGGAGAGAUCCAGGUGGAGGAGCAAAAGGAGACAGACAUACAAGAACGGUCCAGAGACGGUUGGUUGAAAAGACUCUUCAGGAAGAUUCAAGGGGCCUUUAAGACAAAUUAA
Messenger RNA from Dunckerocampus dactyliophorus (ringed pipefish), 1176 nucleotides. Its product is annotated as homeodomain-interacting protein kinase 3-like. Gene Ontology annotation, biological process: peptidyl-serine phosphorylation; peptidyl-threonine phosphorylation. Gene Ontology annotation, cellular component: nucleus; cytoplasm. The transcript is spliced from 2 exons. Lineage: Eukaryota; Metazoa; Chordata; Actinopteri; Syngnathiformes; Syngnathidae. The coding region runs from base 1 to 1176 and encodes 391 amino acids. The record is from RefSeq and is a predicted model, not a curated record. Gene Ontology annotation, molecular function: protein serine/threonine kinase activity; protein tyrosine kinase activity; ATP binding.